Molecule: messenger RNA, 2335 nt
Organism: Zootermopsis nevadensis
Lineage: Eukaryota; Metazoa; Arthropoda; Insecta; Blattodea; Termopsidae
Product: excitatory amino acid transporter
Biological process (GO): L-glutamate transmembrane transport
Cellular component (GO): plasma membrane
Molecular function (GO): neutral L-amino acid transmembrane transporter activity; glutamate:sodium symporter activity; L-glutamate transmembrane transporter activity
Source: RefSeq, a predicted model, not a curated record
UCACUUCAAUGGAGCGCAGACACCAAGCCAACUAACGCGAACAGUAGACACUCAGAACGCGCCAAGCCCCCCAGUCGUACACCAGUUACGUUCUGAAGACCUCGACACUAACAGCUUCAGUUAUUUUGCAUAACUUUUGUUAUUAACGCUUCUUCGAGUAAUUUGCAAAACCUGUUUCGAUUUUGUUAUCGGGAUCAAUUAAAUUCGCGUGUGUUCGCCGGGCAUAGAGCAUUCAUAACCUAUAAUUUAACAAGAAUUUCCAUUACACGCCAAUUUUCUUUCCCCCGAUGCUGAUGUUUUAAUUUAAACCUUUUUGACAAAACAAAUACAGAAAACCGGAAGAAAAAAAAUCCACAAGGACACAGGGAAAAACUUGUCAAAACGGUUUCAGAACAGAAAUUAUUCCGAUAACUUAACUUCACUCACACAUUCAUCAUUUUGUUGCACACACAUUGAAACAAAGCGAACGGUCUUCAAAGGAAACAUUUACUUUAGAUAUAAUUAAAUUAACAAUGAGUGAUAACACAACCAAUGAGGCUAAUAAGCAUUUUAGACAUUACACGUUCACCAAGAUAGAGUCUGAAGGGGACGCGUCUAUCAAAAAUUGCAAUGAAACAAACGUCAUCACCUCAAGACGAUUUCAACACUUCAAGAGAUGGCUGAGAGACAAUCUGCUCCUCAUUGCGACUAUUUGUGGAGUGAUCUUCAGCCUUUUUCUAGGGUUCAUAUUGAGGCCUCUAAAACUAAGUUCGGAUGCUGUAAUCCUGAUUUCAUAUCCCGGAGAACUGUUCACGAGGCUACUCAAAUUGUUCAUUCUUCCACUCAUCAUUGCCAGUCUCAUAGCAGGUAGCGCAAAACUGAACGUCAGUCUGAAUGGUAAGAUCGCCUUCAGGACUCUGAUCUACUUUGUACUGACGUCACUCACCAACGCGAUCCUGGGGACGAUCCUGGUGCUGUUAAUACAUCCUGGUAAUCCCCACAAGAAGCUUGACCUUGGGGAAGAAUCCGUGAACAGGCACACUCACAUCCUCGAUGGACUUAUGGACUUAGGAAGAAACAUGUUCCCUGAUAACCUCUUCCAAGCUGCAUUUCAACAGGCGCAUACAGUGUACAUUCCCAAGAAUUUGGUGGUCGACUCUGUCACUGGAAAUAACACAUCAAUGCCAAUGGAUGCUAAUGUGGAAUCUAUAAGGAUGAUCCAGUACAGGUCUGGCACCAAUACUCUGGGUAUUAUCUUCUUCUGUCUCAUAUUUGGGACAAUACUUGGUACAAUGGGCAGAAAGGCAAACAUUGUUGUUGAGUUCUUCACUAUAAUUGAAGAAGUUGUCAUGAGGAUGGUCUCUGGGGUGAUGUGGUUAACACCAGUGGGUAUCAUCAGUGUUAUCUGUGGAAAGAUCCUAUCUGUGGGAGACCUCGGCCUAGUGUUGCAGCAGGUGGGCUGGUUCAUAUUUACAGUGGCACUGGGUGUCUUCCUGUACCAGUUCGUAAUAAUGCAGCUGAUCUAUUUUAUCAUUGUGCGCCGUAACCCGUACAAGUACUACUGGGGGCUAAUUCAGGCAACCCUGACAGCAUUUGCUACAGCAUCAACAGCAGCGGCUCUUCCAGUCACUUUCCGAUGCAUGGACCAGAAAGUGGGCGUAGAUCCACGCAUAUCUCGCUUCAUCCUACCAAUUGGCUGCAACAUCAAUAUGGAUGGCACAGCAAUGUUUGUUGCCAUUUCAUCUUUCUUCAUAGCACAAAUGAACGAAAUGCAGUUGAGUACAGGAGAAAUAAUUACAGUCUGUUUAGUGUCGACAGCAGCAAGCUUUUCCUCUGCUAGUGUACCCAGUGCAGCCCUUGCACUAAUUUUUAUGGUACUAUCAACGAUAGAUGCACCGACACAAGAAGUCUCUCUCUUGUUUGCAAUUGAUUGGUUUGUAGAUAGAAUCCGAACCACCAACAACAUGCUGGGCGACUGCUACGCGGCAGCCAUUGUCGAACACUUAUCAAAAGAGCAGUUAACUGCUGCAGAUGCAGUUAUCUAUCAGGAAGUACAAAUGGCAGCAUCAAACAGACACAACCCAGAAAUGCAGUGUAAUGCUUCCAGCGAGCCCUCGGAAACACAAGAUGUAGUUUUAGAAAUAGAGACAACUGUACCAACAAAUGGCGCUGUGAAGAAUUUGCAAAAGAAAUUCAUGUUAAACCAUUGAUUUAUAUUAGUCAUUAUUUUCUGAAGACAAUCAAAAUAACUGUAUAUAGAAAAUUUAGAUUGCCAAAGAAUGCUUUUGUAUAAGAUGUUAAUCAGUGUAAAAAGUGAAAUAAAUAUUUAGUUUCAAAUAAAAAAAACUAUACUGAA